Messenger RNA from Schizosaccharomyces osmophilus, 366 nucleotides. RefSeq lists its product as uncharacterized. The transcript has a single exon. The record is from RefSeq and is a predicted model, not a curated record. Lineage: Eukaryota; Fungi; Ascomycota; Schizosaccharomycetes; Schizosaccharomycetales; Schizosaccharomycetaceae. Bases 1 to 366 code for a protein of 121 amino acids.
AUGAAUGCUCAGAACCGAAAAUUGAUAACAGCAGGCGCCACUGAAUAUCAAGGCAAAGUUCGUUCCAGCUGCUUUAUGGAUCCCAUUCUCGAAAAUGAUGUUCGAAAUCAUUUUCUAAAGGAAAGUGUUCCCAUAGCACAAGAACAAGGACCUGCCCGAGCGCGUCCUUCUGCGCGAUCCCCAAAAAGUCUUCUUAAAAGAAAUUUUGAUUUUGUCAAGUCUCUUUUAGGUCGUUUAUUUCCAUUUCAGAAAAAGAGCAAAUGCCUGAACCCUAGGUCUGUUCAGAUCUCUCCUCCCACCUUGGUUAGUACUACAUCCACUCUUGCUCUGUCUGCCAUGCAACAACCGGAAUGCUUAAAUAACUGA